CGGGCUGCCGCACACACCGGAGUGCACAGUGUUACAGACGGUCAGAAAAAAAAACAACAUACCGGCGUGGAAAUGUUGGUGAGCUGAUUUAGGAGCCACGUCGAGAAGCAGGGGAGCAGGUCUAAUCUUACCUCGGCACUUUUUUGUGUGUGUUUCAUGAAGCAAUAAACUAGCGGGGAGACCGGACUGUAUUUUUACGCACCGGCCACGCAGCAUGCCCGAGUUGGACUAGAAGCGACCCUGCCGGAGCGCAACACGCACGCGUAACGCCACUGAGAGCCAGGAGGAAUAUUUACAAUAGAAACUCAAUUCCUUUUUUUUUGGGGGGGGGGGGGGAAGAAUAGCAAAAGAAGGGGGGCGUAGGAGUGAAAGAUAACACUGGAAUGAAGUGGACCUCGGGAUUCCUGGCGUGCUGCGGAGUUGUGACUGAUGGAUGAAUGUGGUCAUCUGUAGGCUAUAAACGGCGACAGGUACACGCACCACCGAGGGCAGCUCUGACAAAGACGCGGCGCGGCGCUCCACCGACAGCCGCAUCGCCAGAUUUUGGCAAAACUGCGCGAUUGGUCAGAUCCGCUCCACGCAUAGGGAUCGCUGAGUUUUGUCCACAGAGUGAAAGAAAAGGUCGUGUUUUUUCUUUCUACUGCCUCAGCCACAGGUCAACCAGGACACUCGGUGGACUGCUGCUGCUGCUGCUUUCCUCCAAAUCCUAUCAAGAACCGGGGCUCCUUCGCACGGCAGUUCAGUUAAGGACACGGGGUCUGGAGCAGAUCUAAAGAAGUCGGACACAAGGACAUGUAUCUGAUAUCGACCUCACAUGCUCCCGACUGAUCGUAGCUCACCUUCCCACCGGGCGAACCGCAGAUAAAGGUUGCCAAGCGCACCGUCCGUAGCUCUAGAGUUCUCGGCUCACUCGUCUUGUGCAUUUAUCAGAAUGGCGGGACUCGGUUGUUGGAAGUAUUACCUCUGGAUCUUUACAAUAAUGUGCAGGUCGGCGUUACCCUCGGCUAAGUCGCUGGAGACUAUAAUCUGGAGCUCGCAGAAUCCCAAGUUUGUGGCUGGAAAAGGCCUGGUGAUUUACCCCGACAUCGGGGACAAGCUGGAUAUCAUCUGUCCCAAAGCGGACCAAGGGAGAGACUACGAAUACUACAAGUUGUAUCUGGUGAAGAGGGAGCAGGCGGAGAGCUGCAGUACAGUCCUCGAUCCUAACGUCCUGGUCAACUGUAACAAACCCGAGAAGGACAUCAAGUUCACCAUCAAAUUCCAGGAGUUCAGCCCCAACUACAUGGGCUUGGAGUUCAAGAGGAACGUCAACUACUACAUCACCUCAACCUCCAACGGUACAGUCGAGGGCCUCGAGAACCGGGAGGGAGGCGUGUGCAAGAGCCGAGCCAUGAAAGUCAUCAUGAAAGUCGGGCAAGUUCCAAAUGCAAACCCUGCCGUGCCGGAGGUUCCAGACAACACCAUACCCGAGUCCAGUCCCAGUCUGCCUGACCAGGAUCGGCCGGGAGCAGAGAUACCAGGAAACACUGACCACAUGAAUCAGGACCAGUCCGGGUCUUCAGAUUCAGAGGGCAUCCUCAGGUCCAAAGCGGCCCUGUUCUCCGUCAUCGGGGUCGGCUGCAUCAUCUUCCUCCUGCUCAUCCUCCUCCUCGUUAUCCUCCUCAUUAAGAUGCGCAAGCGGGCCAGGAAAAACGCCCACUCGCAGCCCCGCCCCUCCGCGCUGUCCCUCAGCACCCUGUCCAACCCCAAGCUGCCGGGGGGCACGGCUGGGACGGAGCCCAGCGACAUCAUCAUUCCGCUGCGGACAGAGAACAACUACUGCCCUCACUAUGAGAAGGUGAGCGGCGACUAUGGCCACCCGGUCUACAUCGUCCAGGAGAUGCCGCCGCAGAGCCCCGCCAACAUCUACUACAAAGUCUGACGCGCUUUUGCGCAGCCGGCGUCGCGGUCAGGAGAUAGAAAGAGAGAGAGAGAAGGAAAAAAAAAAGAGAGGAGCGCUUGACUUAUGUUCGUGGGAAGGACACUUUCCUUUUGCAUUUUCGGGGAACUUGUUUCUUCAAGCCCGUGUUAUUUCUAGCACCUGCUGCACAAAUCUGGAGAACCGUGCACUGACCAGUAACCAGCGGGGUUAGGAGCUGACGGAUGAGAGACAGAGGUUUAUUCUGUUUGUUUGGCUUGCCUGACAAUCCCCACCUUCUUCCCUCCUCCUCCUCCCCCCCACUUUGCCUCACCUCCCACCUCCCGUACCGUUCUCCCAGCUGUGUUCUGACCGCGAGGAGGGUGGGGUUGCGGGGGGGGAGGCACCAACAGAUGGAACUCAAACUUCGUCGUUCGCUGUCCCUUUGUGGGGACGGGAUAUAACUUAUCUUAGUUCCCCAAAGUCUGCUCUACACCCAAUUAAACACACCACCCUAGCACACUAAGGCAGGAGCAGGCAGACGCAGGCCCGAACACCGCUCGGCCUGCAGUUUGUGUGCAAGUGUUGGAAAAAAACAAACUACAAAACAAAGGUGUGUGUUUGUGUGUGUGUGUGU
Messenger RNA from Pundamilia nyererei, 2534 nucleotides. It is a transcript of the gene efnb1, whose product is annotated as ephrin-B1. Bases 932 to 1921 code for a protein of 329 amino acids. Gene Ontology annotation, molecular function: ephrin receptor binding. Lineage: Eukaryota; Metazoa; Chordata; Actinopteri; Cichliformes; Cichlidae. The record is from RefSeq and is a predicted model, not a curated record. The transcript has 5 exons. Gene Ontology annotation, biological process: axon guidance; ephrin receptor signaling pathway. Gene Ontology annotation, cellular component: plasma membrane.